Molecule: messenger RNA, 1941 nt
Organism: Parasteatoda tepidariorum (common house spider)
Lineage: Eukaryota; Metazoa; Arthropoda; Arachnida; Araneae; Theridiidae
Product: G protein-coupled receptor dmsr-1-like
Biological process (GO): G protein-coupled receptor signaling pathway
Cellular component (GO): plasma membrane
Molecular function (GO): G protein-coupled peptide receptor activity
Source: RefSeq, a predicted model, not a curated record
AUGAAGCAUGCGCAAUUCUGUUUUGCUUCCUGAUUGGAAACUGAGAAGAGAGUGUAGACUUAUAAAUGUGCAGGGGAGAAGGUGUGGGGGAACACUCACAAACAAAAUAAUAUCUAGCAGACGGUUUCCGGAACCGAAGCGACACACUAUAACAACCGGAGCAGUCGAAGUCAGCACUUUGCAAGAGGCACUUCGACAAGAGCAUUUGGAGAGCUUUCACAGCUGUGGCUUCUAACGGAUCGAACGUUUCCUCCUAAGAUUCUUCUGCAGAAGUUUGCAAGAUCCUUUUCUCGGCUGAUGUUCAUGGUGGACUGAUUUCUAGCUGCUGAAAGAUUUCAACAAUAGAUGAAGUUUUAGGUAUGAAUAAUGGUUCUGCCCAUGAUAAUGAGAAAAAAGACAUGUUUAAUCAAUCUUUUGACUGCUUCUUUUGAAUAUUUUUGAACUAUUAAAGCCAAAACAAAUAUGUCUAUGCCUCUUCAGAUUCAUCCUACAGCAGUAUCUAUUUUCUGCUGUUUCAGUGUACCAAACAUAAACUAUACGGAUCCUAUCGCUGAUACACCAAAUAUUUACGAACCAUAUUUUCAAAAUUUGAAUGCCAGUGACUAUAGUUGGCUUGGAGACAUAGAUGCGCUGGAUUUCACGAUCAACUCUUCUACAGAUAUUUACCCUGAUACGACUCCACCACGCCCGUUUUUUGGUGAUCACUUUAGAACUUUUAGAAGCAGAUAUUUAACAAUACAUGGAUAUUUGGCUGUUAUUGUUUGCAUAUUUGGAAUCUUCGCAAAUGUGUUAAAUAUCAUUGUUCUAACACGGAAAGACAUGAUUUCGCCAACUAAUGCCAUUCUAACAGGUUUAGCUGUAGCAGACAUGCUAGUGAUGGUAUCAUAUCUACCAUUUUGUAUUCAUAAUUAUGUAAGAACUAAUCAACCACCAGAACAGAAGUAUUCUUACGCUUGGGCAGUUUAUACUUUAUUCCAUGCUCAUUUUACGGUUGUAUGUCACACCAUUUCGACGUGGCUAACUGUAACUUUAGCUGUUUGGCGAUUCGUAGCCGUUAGUUGUCCAGCAGCUGCAAAAACUUGGUGCAGUAUGCCUAGGGCACGGCUGGCGAUAGCAUGCACAUACAUAAACUGUGCUUUGUUUUGCUUACCAGUCUACCUUACAUUCACGAUUAUCGAAGUUCAUCAUAACGGAUUGACUGGGUAUCGAGUAUAUUUUAGUGAGAUAGCCCAGAGCAACAAUCAAUUACUAGAAAAAAUAAACUUUUGGAUUUUUAGUGUUUUAACAAAGUUGAUACCCUGCAUAGCUCUAACUGGCUUGAGCUUGGGCCUCAUAAAAGUUCUUUAUGAGGCAAAUAAAAGAAGGCAAAGGCUUAAAAAUCGUGUUGAAAAUGACAAAACACACGACAGAACAACAAGAAUGCUCCUUGCAAUCCUCCUGCUGUUCCUCAUCACAGAGUUUCCAUCAGGUAUCGUGGCUCUCCUCAGUGGAAUUUUGGGUAAAGCUUUCUUCGACAAUGUUUACUUGAAUCUGGGAGAGUUUGUAGAUUUGUUGGCUCUUCUUAACAGCGCUAUUAAUUUCAUUCUUUAUUGCUCAAUGAGUCGCCAAUUCAGGGAUACUUUCGCCAAUUUGUUUACGCCAAAAAUUGUCUCUAAAUGGAUGGCUGUUCCAACUGAACCAAAUACAACUGUAGACACAACAUGUGUAUAACUGUAGAACGAUUAAGGGUUCAUAAAAAUAAUAGCCAAUUCGGUCAUUCAAUGUAUUUUAAAUAAAAAUUUUAGUUUUGAGUUUGGCAUUGCUGGCUGAAUUGGCUGACUAAUUGUUCAGUCGAAAACAAAACUAUGAUGGUGCUGAAGAGUAUAGUGCAAAUUUUGUAAAAAUCUUGAAAUGUUCAAUAUGUGACAAAAAAUUUAAAUUACUGAAAAAGUUAAAAUUCAG